AACCAUAGCACCCUGGGUGAAGCCCUUAUUCCUGCCAUUGCUGAAAAUAGGGGUGGUGGUGUUCGGCAGAGUCUGCCAUCCUGCUAGGUGUUACCUGGGCUCAGGGCCAUUGCUGUGGGAUAGGCCAUAUGUCCUCUACCCGAUCCAAGCUGCAGCCCAGAGACCCUUUACACUGUAUAGGGUUAUGACUGCCUCUUACUCGCCUCGUGUGCCAUUUUCCCACCACCCCCGCCAUCCGGCCAAGUCAGGCUUGGUGUUCACCCUGGUGAUACCUGCUUGCGUGUGGGGCAGGCUGUCAGGCAGGUCUGGCUGGAACCUGGGGAGGCAGUCAUUGGCCCACACCCACCCCCUAGGGCGGGGCAGCAUAGUACCCAGCCUCUGGUAGUCAGGGACCCGGGAUCAGAACAGGCUACCGAUACGCCAGCCCGAGAAGGACCUUCCAGGUAGGAAGAGCCAAGGCCCUGGGGGGAGGCUUCGUUUGUUCUCUAGGGUUUGGUGGAAUGGUCCCGGUACUGGGAUGAGGAUGAAGCCCAUCUGACAGGGUUAUGGGUAUCUGGUGGUAUGGCCCUGGCUCCAUUCUGCCUGUACUGAAGGGUCCCAGGUCCCAUUCCUCACCUUUGUGGGACCCACUUCACAUCCACUGGACUUUCCACAUCUAUCUUUUUGGGUUGUGACCCACAUCUCCCCACAGGUCUGGUCUUGAUGCCCUGUCCCCGGCCACCGUGUCUAUGCUGCUCCCCUGCCCCUCAGAGCCCCAGCCCUGGCUCCCCAAAUUCUCUCUCUGUGCCCCCCACCCCAGGCAGUGGGGAGGCUGGGGAGGAUGAGGAUGAAGAUGCUGAAGGCAGCCAGGGUGCAGGCCCUAUCCUGGCCCCCAUGUCCCCCACUGAGUGCCUCAUCUGUGUGUCCUCCUUUGACGGCGUGUACAAGCUGCCCAAACGUCUGGAUUGUGGCCAUGUCUUCUGCCUCGAGUGCCUGGCGCGUCUGUCCCUGGCCACAGCAGGUGGCGGCGAUGCAGUGGCCUGUCCAGUGUGUCGCGCACCCACGCGCCUGGCACCACGCCGCGGACUGCCUGCACUGCCCACACAGGCUGGCCUUCUACCCCGCGACCCCCGCGGCCCGCCUUGGCUGGGCUCUGUGCGCUUCGACCGCCGCCGAGGCCUCCUCUACUUGCGGCCACCGCCAGGGCCCGCACCCCGCAAGACCCGCGGGCCGCCGCCUCCGCCACCACCGCCGCCUCCGCUGCGCCUGGGCCGGCCGCUCUCGCGCCGUCUGACGCUGUCUCGCCAGGCCUGGGCCUUCAAUGCCGCCGUGGCGCUGGCCGUGCUGGUGGCCGCCGGCCUGGUGGUCUCGGGCGUCUACAUCUUCUUCCUCAUCCCACACGCCGCCGCCUCGGGCCCCGCGCGGCCGCAGCUCGUGGCGCUUGCCCCGGCGCCAGGUUUCUCCUGGCUCCCGCCACGACCCGCACCUGGGCCAUCCUGGACCUCUGCUUGGACACCGCGGCCCACGGGUCCGAGCGUGGACGCCACAUCGCUGGAGACCGCGGGGACACCCAUGGGAUCCGAAGAGGCCAAGGAUCCGGCAGACUGGCACCUGGGCAGUCCAGGGGACUCACAAUGGCCCCCAGGCCACACGGGGGACUAG
This is a messenger RNA of Sorex araneus (European shrew), 1641 nucleotides long. It is a transcript of the gene RNF225, whose product is annotated as ring finger protein 225. The coding region runs from base 703 to 1641 and encodes 312 amino acids. The transcript has a single exon. The record is from RefSeq and is a predicted model, not a curated record. Lineage: Eukaryota; Metazoa; Chordata; Mammalia; Eulipotyphla; Soricidae. Gene Ontology annotation, molecular function: ubiquitin protein ligase activity. Gene Ontology annotation, biological process: protein ubiquitination.